This is a messenger RNA of Closterium sp. Naga37s-1, 1071 nucleotides long. The record is from the annotation of a GenBank genome assembly. Lineage: Eukaryota; Viridiplantae; Streptophyta; Zygnematophyceae; Desmidiales; Closteriaceae.
AUGUUCCGCGCGCGGACGGGGGAGUGCGGAAGGGGUUCCGCGGGCGGAAGAGAUAUAUGGCGCCGCAGCGGACGCAUCUUUCCGCCAACGAGCUCCGUGCGUUGCAUUCCCCCGCCGCCCUUUCCCUCCUUCCCGGUCCUCGCCUCCGCUUCUUCCCCCUUCCCCCGUAUCCCUUGUCCCCUUCCUCCGCAUCCCCUGUCCCCUUCCCUCGCAUCCCCUCCCCCCUUCCCCCCCAUCCCCUCUCCCCUUCCCCCACAUCCCCUGCCCCCUUCCCCCGUACCCCCUUCCCCUUCCCCCACUUCGCUGUCCCCUUCCCCAGCCUCCCCUGCCCAAACCCCCCGCAUCCCCUGCCUGCCCCCUUCCCCCGCAUCCACUGCCCCCUUCCCCGCUUCCCCUGCCCCCUUCCCUCGCACCCCCUUCCCUAUUCUGGUCAAGACAGACGACUUAGGCGACCUGAUUUUGCCGUUUCAAGUACAGGCCGUUGAAUCGGCUGGAAAGGAUAUGGAAGAAGCGAGAGGAGGAGGCUGCAAGGCAGGCGGCAGAGAGGGAGGCGAAGAGGAGGGAGAUGGAGGAGGGGAGGAGGAAGAGGGAGGAGGUGGAGAGGAGGAGGAGGGAGUUGAGAGGGCAGAUGAGGAAGAGGACGAAGAGUGGGCAGGUGGUGAUGAAAGGAACAUGAUCACGAGCAACAUCGCCAGUAGCGCCGAGCCCGCCGCCGCCACCGCCGCCGCUGAUGCCGUCGGUAGCGGCGAGAAAGGCGGGAAAACCGGCGAGGAUGACGGGAAUGAUUGUGUGAUCAAGGCGCACCACGCGGGAAUGCUUCGCCCGCAUCCCGCGUUUGUCCGCCUGCACCGAGCAGCCGUGCGGAAGGCGCUGGAUGCAGCCAGGCGGAAACCGAAGGAAGAUCCGCGCGCGCUUCCCCCGCAUCGGCGGAGAGUAAGGGGCGCGGAGGACCUGAACUUGCGCUCGGCGGAGGAUCUGAACUCUUUGGUGUUCGUUCAAGUGGUGGCGGACGAUUCGUCCGACGAGAAGCGGCCGGGAGAAAGCGCAACAUCUUCUGAGUCGAAGAUUUGA